Molecule: messenger RNA, 7756 nt
Organism: Clonostachys rhizophaga
Lineage: Eukaryota; Fungi; Ascomycota; Sordariomycetes; Hypocreales; Bionectriaceae
Source: the annotation of a GenBank genome assembly
AUUGAGAAUCCGCAUAUUCUAUCGUCACAAGAUGGAGCCUAUUGCCAUCAUUGGAACAUCUUUCAAGCUACCACAGAGUAUUGACGAUGAUCUAGCACUCUGGGACUUGUUGGAGAAUGCUCGAAAUGUUAUGACGCCAUGGCCAGAAUCCCGGCUCAAUCUUGAUGCUUUCUAUAACCCUGAUCAGAGCAAACCUAAUUCAGUAGGCAAUUAUAUCACCUUUCGAGUGAAGCUGGGGCUUUAUGCACGUGGUGGUCACUUCAUGUCAGAGGACCUUGCUGCAUUUGAUGCACCUUUCUUCUCUAUAACAGCCAAAGAGGCUGCGGCUAUGGAUGUGCAACAAAGAUGGCUACUUGAGACAUCAUACAGAGCCAUGGAAAACGCUGGUAUACCAGCUGAAAAGAUCGCGGGGACUCAAACCGGGGUGUUUGCAGCGUCAGUCGCUGAUGAUUACUUCAGGAUGAUUGUGAAAGAUCCCGAGGAUGCACCAGUCACAUCUGCCACCGGCAUGAAUCCUUCAGUUCUUGCCAACAGACUGAGCUGGUAUUAUGACCUGAAAGGGCCAAGCAUUCAGAUGAACACGGCCUGUUCUACCAGUCUUAUUACUCUAGAUGUCGCCUGCCAAUCUCUCCGAAGUGGUCAAAGCUCAAUGGCUCUGGUGACGGGAUCUAAUGUUCUGCUAAAUGUAGAGUGUUCAUUGCAUUUAUCCAGCAUGAAUUUCCUUUCACCCGACAGUGUUUGCUACAGCUUUGAUCACAGGGCAAAUGGGUAUGGAAGAGGGGAAGGCUUUGUCGUAAUGCUGCUAAAAAGACUCUCUGAUGCUGUCAGAGAUGGUGACACGAUCCGCGCGGUAAUUCGGGGAACAGGGCAAAACCAGGAUGGUCAUACUCCGAGCCUCAGCCAGCCCAGUGGGCUCGCUCAAGAAUCGUUAAUCAAAAGGGUAUACGAGGAUUGCAACCUUGACUUCGGAUUGACACACUAUGUGGAGGCUCAUGGUACUGGCACUCAAAUCGGUGACCAGACGGAACUUACAGCUCUUGGAAAAGUGUUUCGAGCCAGCCAUUCGUCGAAAAAGCCACUCUACGUGGGCUCCAUCAAAUCUAAUAUUGGCCAUCUUGAAGGUGGUAGCGGCCUUGCCGGUAUUUUGAAGUGUAUAUCCAUCUUGGAAAAGGGGAUAAUCCCACCAAGUGCGAAUUUUGAGAAGUUGAAUCCACAAAUCAACGCCAGAAGACUACACGUAGAGAUUCCAACUGCCUGUAUCCAGUGGCCCGUGCCAGGUCUCCGUCGAGUAUCAGCCAAUUCAUUUGGCUUUGGUGGUUCAAACGGACAUGUCAUCUUGGAUGACGCUUACCACACACUCGAGAUUUUGUCUCUCGCAGGUAUUCACAAUACUUUACUCCCCGUUGUCGAUGCAUCCAAUAGAUCACUUACUACCAAUGGAAAACAUCACCUCGACGGUGAUACGGCAUUUUGGACUCCUACCGGGGAUGUGAGGGCUGAGACACUCGAGGAAGACCUCGUUUCUCAUAGCGAUAGAAGACCUAACGAUAUUCGCCCCGAUGCUUGCAAUGGCACUGCUCCAAAGCCAUCUGAAGAUGUAGCAACGCCGAAACUUCUUGUUUGGUCUACUAAAGACGAAGCUUCUCUCAAAAGAAUGGUUCAGAACUACGAGAAUCACUACAUCAAAUCGAUUGCCAAUAAGCAUUCCAAACUCAACAGUCUUGCUUACACCCUCGCUUCCCGUCGAAGCAUUAUGGCCUGGAAAACAUUCACGGUGGUUGAACCUGAUUCGUCAUCUCUCCCUGCUGUAGGCAAGCUCGUGCGCUCAUCACGAAGGCCGGGAUUGGCCCUCAUCUUCACUGGGCAAGGCGCCCAAUAUCAUGGCAUGGGCCUAGAACUGAUGCAGUAUACCAUCUUCCGGCAGUCUUUGAUGAGAUCAUGUGAAAUAUUUCGAAGUCUAGGUGCCGAUUGGCUUCUGUUGGAUGAGCUCAAAAAUCCCAAUACUAUCAACAGUCCCCAAUUCAGUCAGCCUUUGUGCACAGCUUUGCAAUUGGCGCUGAUAGACCUACUAAGGAGCUUUGGUGUGGUUCCCUUGGCAGUUGUUGGGCAUUCAUCUGGUGAGAUUGCCGCGGCGUAUACUGCUGGUGCUCUUACUUUUGAAAAUGCUUGCAAAAUUGCCUAUCACAGGGGUAGACUGGCAGCUCUUCUGAUUGCGGCGGCAACUAAACCCGGUGCUAUGAUGUCGGUCAAUCUCCCGGAAGGUAACGUUUCUGGAUAUCUGAGGGGUCUUGAUAAAUGUCUUGAUAUCUCCAUCGCCUGUAUCAACAGCCCAGCAAAUGUUACGCUAUCUGGUGCCGAAAAAGAUAUCGACUUACUCAAAGAAAAGUUAGACAAGGAUGGAAUAUUUGUUAGAAAGGUCAAAACUGGUAUUGCCUACCAUUCCCCGGCCAUGCAAAAAAUUGCUGACGAGUACCUCGGCGCUCUGGGCAACCUUGGAGAGCCUCCAAAUCAACAGAGCGAAGUCUUGAUGGUCUCAUCCGUUACGGGCGCGAAAUUAACCCCGAAGAAGGCAUGCCAAGCUCAAUACUGGGUUGACAAUUUAGUCUCUCCUGUUCAAUUUGUCGAUGCACUGAGCUAUCUCGUGCUGGCUGCUCCCAGGACUGACGGGCUUAAAGAGAUCACUGACUUUCUUGAGGUCGGUCCUCACGGUGCGCUCCGAAGACCAUUGAAGGACACCAUCAGCCAAGUAAGUGGCAAGACAGGCUUCAACUAUGUUUCCUUGCUCUCAAGAUACGACAAACCUAUCAAGAACGUCCUGACUGCAUGCGGUGUCCUCUUCAGCUCCGGCCAUACGAUCAACGUCGCGGCGGUGAACCAGAAUGCGACAGAGAAAGAGCACCAGGAAUUUCUAAUCGACACACCUGAGUAUCCAUUUGACCACUCCCAGACAUACUGGCAUGAAAGCCGUUUGAACAGGGACUGGCGUCUCAGAGGGGCACCAGAAGCAACUCUUCUUGGAAAGCGUGCCUCAGAUUGGAACCAACUGCGACCACGCUGGCGCAACUUUCUUAGCAUCGAAGAUAUUCCAUGGGCCGCAGACCAUGUCAUUGAAGAAUCCAUAUUCUUUCCUGGCACUGGCACUAUUAUGAUGACGCUUGAAGCCGUCAAGCAGAUGGCGCAAGAGAAGAAGACUAUCUCUGGAUUCCUUAUCAAAGAGGCAACAUUCAUAAAUCCGGUUGUUCUCAAACCAGAGUCAAGAACGGAAGUUGAGACUCACCUUCGCCCUCUGCAACAGAGCUACGAGAAGUCCUCUUCCAGAUUCGAGUGCCAAGUCUUUGCUCGGUCUGGAGACAGUUGGAUCGAAUGCCUUCACACAGUCAUUCACGUUGAAUACAAGGAAGCUCCCGUGGAAGUUGACGACAAGUCUGCACGGGAAAUCCAGCGACAGCAUCUUUUGCAGGAAUUUGACCAAGCAAAAGAUGCUUGCAGCAAGGCAGUCCCUUCUGACAUGUUCUACAAGUGGCACUAUGACCAGGGUUUGAAAUAUGGCCCUGCAUUUUCUCUGGCGGAGGAGAUUUGCUGGGAUGGCGACCGGCUCGGCAUGGCUACAGUCAAUGUGGCAUCAUCUGUUGAGCCCUUUGACGGCAUCGUACAUCCAGCUGUCCUAGACGCUGUUUGUCAAGUCUGCUUCACUGCCCCAUCCAAAGGCAUGACAAAGGCUCUUCCCACGAUCAUCCCGCACAAAGUAGAGGAUGCUUGGAUUUCAGCCACAGGUUGGACUCAUACGCAGACAAGAAAAAUCCGAAUGCUCACAAGAUGGACUGUCAAUGAAACAACAAGAGGUAUCCAUAGUAGCUUUGUGGCCCUCUCAGAUGACAGCAUGCCAUUAUGGCGCAUGAGGCAUCUUGAAAUGCUCCCUGUUGGCAGAGGUGACAUUCAAUCAUGUAGUGAGCGAAAUCUUCUGCAUAGUCUGAGCUGGAAGCCACUGCUCUCGCUGCUCAGUCCGCAUCAGUUGAAUGACUAUUGCAACGCGAAUAUUAGACAUGAACACACUACCGAUAGCGGCCCAACCCGAGUACAAGAUGCCAUUGAAGCAUUUCUGAAACAAAAUAUGGAACAGCUCCAUUCCAUUGAAGCUACAAUUUCCCAACCUCACAUAACCAAAUACAUUCAGUGGUUGAGCAACCAUAUCAGCAACCAGGCAGAUCAAAAGAAGGAGGAUGUCAGCGCAACCGAUCCGAUUUUGGAACUGCAAAAACUUCAAGCCGAUAACUCAUUAUGGGUUCUAUUAUACACAGUGGCUACCAAUCUAAUAUCUCUAGUCAACGGAGAUAUUGAUGUGUCGGAGCACCUGUCACUAGCCCAAAGCUUCUACCGAGAGCUGGUCAGUCAAGCAUACGACCAGAGGAUGGUCAACUUUUUGCAGUUGGCGGCACAUCAAACUCCAAGUCAGAGAAUACUUCACAUUAAUUCUGGUGAAUGCGCUUUGCCAUCAAAAAUAAUCUCUACCCUCAAAGAGAUCGAAAGCAAGACUGGAGGGGUGGCAUUCUCGGAAUAUACCUUUACUGAUUGUUCGGCAAGCCCCAUCGAGGCUCAAGAAAGGUUCGGAAAAGAAGAUAAUCGUCUGACUUACAAGAUGCUGGAUCUUUCAAACAGUAUUGUAGCGCAAGGCUUUGAGGCCAAUGCAUACGACAUCGUCAUCGUGUCCGGGAUUCUAAAAGGCACCAAGAAUUAUACCUCUGCGGUCAGAAACAUUCGGGAGGUAUUGAAAUCGGGUGGUCAUGUAAUUUUUCAUGAUGUCUUCGAUCCCGAUAACAUACCGUUGUUCUUUUCUUUGGGAGUGAUGUCAGAUUGGUGGGAGGCAGAAGAGAAGUCUCGUUGUUCACGCCCCAAGAUGACGGCAACGGAGUGGAAUCUCCUUCUGCAAGCAGAAGGCUUCUCAGGCAACGACCUUGUGAUCGAGGAUUCCACUCUUAUGACAUGUUUCUUCAUAUCAACUGCUAUACCAGGGUUCACGCUUCCCACCGCCUCCUCGGGUUUGAUGUUGAUCAUAGAUGACGAGAAUGAAUUCCAGUCGCAGCUGGCUCCUCAAAUUGCCUCACUUGUUUCCACCACGUUGGAAAUUGCCACAGAUACUGUAUCUAUGACAAAUCUCAGCAAGGCCACCAUAUCAACUGCUGAUUACGUUGUCUUCCUUGCUGAUAUUGAUGCUUCUCUUCUGGCGGAACUACCUGGUUUCAGCUUCACCUCAAUUCAAAGUCUGAUCCAGAAUUCCAAGAAUUUAUUUUGGCCUACUACCUGCCUUUCGCAGUUAGAUCCAAAGGCUCCCUACAAUGGCCUCAAGGAUGGUUUCCUCCGGACAAUGCGUGCUGAGUUCAGCACUAAGCGAAUAGUGUCGGUAACCCUAGAGGGUUUCGAGAUGCAAAACCCGCCUCUUUGCGCCUUGCACAUUCUAAGGGUCUUCCAGCACGCGUUUGCAGACUCUUCAGCUGACCUGGAGUAUCUUGUUCAAGGCGGCCACAUCUUGACUGCACGCUUAGUACAGUUAGUUGAGACAAACCAUCAGUUGAACUCAUCUCUCCACCCAGCAGCAGAGGUAGAGCCGUGGCUGCCGGGUCCGCCACUGAAGCUCGAUAUUGGGACCCGUGGUGAUUUGGACACGCUUCAUUUUGUUGAGGACUUUGAGUUUUACAGGCCUUUAGGCCCAACGGAGGUCGAAAUAGAAGCGAAGACGUGGGGUGUAAGCUUCCGUGAUAUGUUCCUUGCCUUGGGCCGACUGGAUGACGAAGAGUUUGGUAUUGACAGCGCUGGAGUCGUCACAAAGGUUGGGCCUGAGUGUGUCAAAUUCAAACCGGGGGAUCGGGUUUAUAUGUGUAACCCAGGGAUCAUGAAGAUGUACCCUCGGGCGGAGGAAAGCGCCACAGUUCUGAUUCCUGAGACUGUAUCUUUCGAGGACGCUUGCUCGGCAUUGACCCCUCUUCUGACAGCGUGGUACUCACUAAUCCACAGAGGCGGUCUGGAAGAGGGUGAAAAGGUUCUCAUCCACGCUGCAUCUGGCGGGACUGGACAAUUAGCUGUUCAAGUAGCUCAGAUGGUUGGAGCGGAGGUAUUCGCGACUGUGGGCUUCGAGCACAAAAAACAGCUCCUCAUGGAUGUUUAUGGUAUUCCAGCAGAUAACAUAUUCUACAGUCGAAACACUAGCUUCGCCGAAGGUAUUAUGCGACUCACAAACAGCUACGGCGUGGAUGUCGUGCUGAACUGCAUUGCUGGUGAGGGCUUGCGUGCGUCUUGGGAGCUUGUUGCGCCCUAUGGGCGAUUUAUCGAGAUUGGGAAAGCUGAUAUUAAUGGAAAUUCUUCAUUGCCGAUGGCCUGCUUCUCUAGGAACGUUUCCUUCUUCGGCGUUGACCUCCGUCAUCUCAGCCUCUAUAAGAAAGGAACAGAGAGAAAGCUCCUCGCUAAAGGCAUGGAUCUGAUCCGGCAAGGCAAAGUCCAUGGCCCGAAGCCUCUCCGAAUGUAUGAGCUCCACGACACGGAAGAUGCCAUUCGAUCAUUUCAGAGUGGAAAGAACGCUGGUCGAGUACUCAUUAAUGUCGACCCUUCAUCUAAUGUUAACAAAUGUAUACUCCGGCAACGGGAUUGGAAGUUCAACGAAGACGCAACAUAUCUAAUCUCCGGAGGACUUGGUGGCCUCGGCCGCGCCAUUAUUCGUUGGAUGAUGUCAAAAGGCGCGAAGAGUUUUAUCGUUCCUUCUCGGUCGGGUCCUGUAUCCUCAGUUGCUUCUGCCUUCGUGAACGAGGUGACCGAAUCCGGAGUUACAAUAAUCACGCCGAAAUGUGAUGUCUCCUCUGCGGAGUCGCUCUCCCAAGUUCUUGAAGAGUGCAGCGGCAUGCCGCCCGUUCGCGGGUGUUUUAACGCCUCCAUGGUGCUGAAUGACUCUGUCUUCGACAACAUGACCCAUGAUCAAUGGAAUCGUACCCUUCGUUCCAAGGUCCAAACCUCGUGGAACCUCCACAUGAUUCUUCCCAAAGACUUGGACUUCUUCAUUCUUUUAUCUUCAAUUUCAGGGAUUAUCGGGAACAUAAGUCAGUCCAAUUAUGCGGCAGGAUGUACCUUCCAGGAUGCCCUUGCCAACUUCCGCAAGAGCCAGGGCCUGAGAGCACUCUCUAUUGACCUUGGAGCCAUGCGGACAGUUGGUGUGAUUGCCGAGACCAAAGUUCUACAGAAGAACUUUGAAGAGUCUCUCAGCUUUGCCAAGAUUGAAGAAGAAGAGCUUCUAGGCAUCCUUAACAUCUACUGUGAUCCCACGUCGACCCCUGAUAGUAGCCAAGUCACUGUGGGGAUCAACACUCCGGUGGAUGUACUCUCUCAGGGACGAGAGCCACCAGAAUCCAUGCUUCGUCCAUUAUAUGCAUACUACAGUCAGUUGCGUGGGUCAGUUCACUCCUCAGGGUCAUCUGAUGCGAAGAACUUCAGUGCGUUAUUCCGCCAGGCGAAAACUGUGGAAGGGCGUGCCUCCGUUGUGGUGGAGGCGCUAACGAAAAGGCUGGCACGGGCUUUGUCGAUGCAGCCGGAGGACAUCGAUCCAAAUCUCCCUGUGCAUGCAUACGGAGUCGAUUCGCUUGUGGCUGUGGAGCUACGCAACUGGCUUGGGAAGGAAUUCAUCUCGGACGUGCCAGUAUACGAGAUUUUGAGCGGCAAGACGAUCACGGCUAUUGGUCAGAUGGUAGAGGCACUCAGUAAGAUAUUGUUGGAAGAU